UCAAAGAGUCUAUAUUUUUCAAAUCAUGUACGAAUAUCAACAGAAACAGUUGUGUACGGAAUUCAGUUGUCUAGGAGAGUUGGGACGGGAAGGUGCUCGUGAGAAAGAAGUUGACCGUAUAUGUGUGCACGUCCGUGGUAGCUAAGGUGGUUUAAUAUGUCUGAGACAGUGGUUUCAGUUCAUGUUCCAGAAAAUUCAGUUUCCUUUUCUGAACCAAGUGACGUCAAGCGACCAACUCCGAGUCGUUGCAAGCUUCAGAGUAGUGCUGGAGUCCUAGAUGACGUCUCGAAGAGCAAGAGUGGGAGUUCGGAUGGCAUGCGUUUCCGAAAGCGGAGAAAAAGAGGGAAGUCAAAAAGGCGGCGGCUCAAACCAUAUUCAAGAUCUUGGCAGGAUCGUAGUGAGCCAGAAGAGAGAGAAAGUGGUAAACGUGUUAACAACGUUCGAGCUAAGUUGUUUGCGGGCGGACAGCCUGUUGCGCCUUAUAAUACCACACAAUUCUUAAUGGAAGAUCAUAAUGAUCUCCAGAAUUUGGACGUAAAAUUGCAAGCGGUGACAACCAACGCUGAUGGAUCCAGUGUUCCCGUUUUGCAAAGACCAUCUCGUGCGCGAGACUCGAGUUUAAGUGUGGAUUCUGAUGAAGAUUAUUUCUAUUCAUCACCAGAAGAUGAAGGUGACUUUCUUUCCAAAGAAUUUUCGAAUACAUACGAGGACUUGCAUGCAGAGAGACUGAAUUCAAUGCCCAAGGCGCAGCUGAUACAAGAAUAUCUUCAAUUGGAAGCUAAAGUUGACAUUUUGGAGAAAAGAUUGAAAAAAGCUAGUGCUGAUGUGAAGGGCGAAUCUAGCAUUUCUGACUGUGAUAAAGGGGAAUCAGGAAAUGAAGAAAUUAAGGAUGGGGGUGGUAAUACAACACAGAAAAUGUCAACACUUAAACAAGAAAUGGAUAAACUUUAUAUGGAGAAUGAGCAACUAAGGAGGGAGAAUGACAGAUUGAGGUGUUCUUAUCUGAAGGAGAAAUCAGUCCACACUGAAUCCUCUGUUGACUCUGAGAGUGAUAGUACACCAUCCUGUAGAUGCACAGACUCUGAAACCUCGUGUAGUUGCAGUAGUCACUCGGAGAGUGAUAGUGUUGGUUGUUCAACUACUGAUGAAGAACGAAGUGUUGAAGAUCAGCGUGGCCAGAGUGAUGCACCAUUGAAUGAAGAGUCAAGUUCAAAGCAGUCCUUGCAUGAGGAAGAGUUGAAUGCUGAAGACUGUGAUAAGAGUGCGGAAGUUUUGAGGACUAUGGAAAAUGAUGAAUAAACUUUAGCUUUCUUUAAUGGAGUCUGAAAUAAACACUUCAUUGUAAGAAUGUGGUUUUAUUUUUAAUAUUUUAUCAACAUUAUUUAAACUUGUGUACACAAGCAUUAAAAACAAUGUAUUGACAGAGAUUUAUACGAUAUUACUGUACAGAAUGUGUAGUUAUUAAAUAGUUGCUGCAUCAUUGCAUGUGAAUUUCUGCUGUGGCUGUGCUUUCCUUCAGCCUUAUCCCUAUCAAGAAAAUAAAGUGAAGUUGUUAAAUUAUAAUUACAUAUUCUGUGAGUAUAUAAUAAUGUAUGGUAAAAUACAUUAAUCUUUUGGCACAGUAUAAAUUGCCAUAUAAUCUGAGUAAGAGACAUUGUAUCUUCCAUAAACUAUAAAAUUCUUUAAACAUAUUUUCCUGUUGUACAUGUUACUUCCAUAACUGCAAUAUUGAGUUUUUCAUUAAAGGGGCCAGUUGCUGGUAUGUUGUGUGUAAGAAUGGUGAGAAACAAAUGUUUGAAAAAUGACAGUAUGUUGAAUUUAAAAUUCAACAUUCAAGUCAGAAAUAAUUGUUGUUUAUUGGUUUUUAACCAUAAGAAACAUUACUCAAAACUUAAUGGAAAGUGCUGAAUUUAUUGUUCAUAAUUGAGUUUUAGCAAUAGCUUCAAAGCAUUCCUUUCGCGAAUAAUAAGUUUGUUUUGUAAUUGUUUUUAAAUGUUAAACUACAACAAAUAAAAUUAAUAUGAACCCAUGAGAUUAAAAGUAUGGAAACAAAACUUAUGCCAUAAUGUCUUUUUGUUUUUCUCAGAAUUAUUUACCUAGAGUUCCAUGUAGUUAAUUUCUUUUAUGCAUAUUAGUUUAAAGUUCCAUUUUUUGAAAUUUCCUAUUAUAUUGUGUGAUUAUAAUUUGUCCACAAAGUCCCCAUAAAUGUCGAUUUAAUUUUGGGUUAUAAUUUAUAAACUUAAAAUUGCUAUACUUCCUCCUCUGUUCAUUUUAGCAUUGUUAUCGCUUGGUGAUUAAAAGUACAAAUUAAUUUUUAGCGAUAGGGAAGGUUUAAUGGUCUGACUUUUGGAAUGAGUCGAAUUAAAUGGGAUUUUAUUUUCCUAAUGCAUUAUCAAACUGAAAAUGUUUUUAGUGUAGUUCCUUCUUUAAUAUUUCAUGAGGGUCAACAUACAAGCAUGUGUUGGAAUCAUUUGUUAUGGUGAAUUAGUUGAUUAAUAAUUUGAUUAACAAAAACUUGUAAACUUUCCACAAAUAAAAAAAAGAGGGACAUUAGUAUUGAUACUGACAAUGAUUGUGUUACUAAUAAGUUGCAAUUAAAUUAAUGCUAACACAAUUAGCUCGACGUUUUUAUCAUUAGUUCUUAACAAAAGAUAGAAUACGCCAUAAUGAAGUGCCAAGUUUGCGGUGGCGAAAUAUUGAACAUCACAUAGUUAAAUUGGAUUGGGCAUUGCUAUAUUAGCUAUUUGACAAUAUAUUGGUUCGGAAUGAUUGUAGUCGCUUUGUUAAUUACGGCACGGUUUUAAAACUAUCUUUGCGAUCUCGAAUUUAAUUGUUUCAAUUUAAUAAUUGUUACUCUACAGUCAUAUUGAAUGAAUAAAGAAUACGAGAAGAAAAAGAGAAAUAGUUGCUUAUUUUGUAAUAUCGUAGUAUAAUAUGUAACGUUGCAGUUGACGCUCAUUCGGUCGCGAGUGGACAACGGUUUGCGUCCAUGGCUUGUAUAUACCUGGAGUAUUACACUACACUGUGAGAGGAGACGAGUGUGGAGCUUUGCGUGAGUAAAGCCUCGUGAAUUUCGUCGUCACGUAGUUUCCAAACGUAUAUCCUAGUGAGAAGAAUAAAACUGUUGAGAGACCUUUCAUGAAUCUUCGGGUUAAUUCAAUAUGACUUCAGCUCAGAGUCAAGGUGAUCAGAAAGAAAAAAAGAGGAAAGAAAGUAUCCUAGAUCUUUCUAAAUAUCUGGAAAAGAAUAUUAGAGUGAAAUUUGCUGGAGGGCGAGAAGCAGCGGGUAUUCUCAAAGGAUAUGAUCCUUUACUCAAUCUUGUCUUGGAUAAUACAUCCGAAAUUCUCAGAGAUCCAGAUGACCCUUACAAACUAACAGAAGAUACACGGAUGUUGGGAUUGGUUGUUUGCAGAGGGACAUCUGUUGUUCUUAUUUGCCCAGUAGAUGGAAUGGAAAGCAUACCAAAUCCAUUUGUACAACAAGAGGCCUAAUACUUUAUUUCAUUUUUUCACUAUAUCUUAUUUUCAUUGUGUUUUUGAAUGAAAACCUUUCUCCCAUUUGUAUGAACAAAUAAAUAUUUUUUUGCCAUUUGUAUUUUUAUCGUAUGUUUUAAGAAUUAACCUUUGUAUUGAAGUAAAAUAGUAGAUAAUCCUAAAAAUGAAUAAAAUAUAUUUGACAUUUAGCUGACUGUCGCACAAGUAAUAUUUUACCUCAGUUCAAUAAAAUCAAAACUUAUCUGAAUUCAA
Gryllus bimaculatus (two-spotted cricket) is the source of this 3746-nucleotide messenger RNA. NCBI's taxonomy places the organism in Eukaryota, Metazoa, Arthropoda, Insecta, Orthoptera, Gryllidae. The record is from the annotation of a GenBank genome assembly.